AUGUUUCCGGCCAUGUUACCAACACCACCACCUUCGCCGACUCCCCGCUGUUAUGCUCCCGAGGACCGUUUAGGAUUCAUCUUAGCCAACCGGCUGCAACUGACCUCAGUCCUGGGUGUCGGAGCCUAUGGCGUGGUCUAUACCGCGGUGGAUAUCCACACCAACGUGGUCUACGCCGUCAAAGCCCUCAACAAAAAUGGACUGGAUCCCCGACAACUCAAGUUCCAGCAGCGCGAGAUUAGACUGCAUCACCUGGCCAGCCAACACCCCAACGUGGUUUCUUUAGUUCGCAUCAUGGAUUCCGCGGAUUGUACCUUUGUCGUCAUGGAGUUCUGUCCAGAGGGAGAUCUGUUCUCGAACAUCACCGACAAGGGCCACUUUGUUGGAAAUGAACCCUUGGCCAAGAGUGUAUUCCUCCAACUCCUGGACGCUGUACAGUUUUGCCAUUCUCUCGGGAUCUAUCACCGGGACCUCAAGCCCGAGAACGUUCUCGUUACAAACCAGGGAAUGACAGUCAAGCUCGCCGACUUUGGCUUGGCCACCACGGAUUACUUCACCUCGGACUUUGGAUGCGGCUCCACGUUCUACAUGUCGCCUGAGUGCCAACAGUCCAACGCCCGCCCCAUGUCCUGCUAUAUGUCUGCCGCCAACGACGUCUGGAGUCUGGGCGUAAUCCUAGUGAACCUCACCUGCGGUCGCAACCCAUGGAAACGCGCCUCCGUCGAGGAUUCCACAUUCCAGGCCUAUCUCAAGGACCCAUUCUUCCUGAAGACCAUCCUUCCACUCUCCCCAGAGAUGGUAUGUAUCCUGAGCCGCGUCUUCGAGCGCGACCCAAGUAAACGCAUCACCAUCCCCGAGCUGCGCCAGCUCAUUCUGGAGUGUCCCCGCUUCACGGAGAAUCCCAUGGCCCCAGCCCAGGCCCAGACCCCCUGGGUGCCGGAACACCUCAACUACAUUCCUCAGAUGCCAAUGUUCAUGGGCCCCAUGGAACCCCUGCAUGCCCAGCCGUCCGACUCGUCCUCGGACUCGUCGCAGUACUCGGCCUUUUCCCAGUCUGCCGCCUCCGACGGCUCCGCUAUCACCGAGGACUACUCGGACAAUACUAUGUCGCCGGUCGCCUCAGGCCAGAUUCCGGACUGCAAGGUGGUACUCCCGUCCGCUUGCGCUGAGCCUUUCUACCCUGCGGAUCCUUUUGCCUAUGGGGGUUUGGACUACCAUUCCAACCUGCCACUCGAGGUCCCCGUCUAG
Penicillium arizonense is the source of this 1248-nucleotide messenger RNA. RefSeq names its product serine/threonine-protein kinase. Gene Ontology annotation, cellular component: cytoplasm. The record is from RefSeq and is a predicted model, not a curated record. Lineage: Eukaryota; Fungi; Ascomycota; Eurotiomycetes; Eurotiales; Aspergillaceae. Gene Ontology annotation, biological process: autophagy; peptidyl-serine phosphorylation. Gene Ontology annotation, molecular function: ATP binding; protein serine/threonine kinase activity. The transcript has 2 exons. The coding region runs from base 1 to 1248 and encodes 415 amino acids.